Molecule: messenger RNA, 1029 nt
Organism: Pogona vitticeps (central bearded dragon)
Lineage: Eukaryota; Metazoa; Chordata; Lepidosauria; Squamata; Agamidae
Source: RefSeq, a predicted model, not a curated record
UCGCCGAAGAGGGAAGGUCGAGUGUUUGUCUUUAAAGGGGAAAAAGGGGGGCAAUGGCGGACGUUCCCUCAGGACGGACCGAGGCCGGAGAGGUCACGCUGGUCGUCAGGAGCCCCUCGCAGCGCCACCGGGACAUUCUCUUGCCGGCCCAGCGCCGGUGGACCGUCGGUCGCCUCAAGGCGGAGCUCCGCCGCCUCCACCCGGACGCUCCGCCUGAAGAUGCUCAGAGAUUGAUUUAUUCUGGGAAGCUGUUGCAAGAUGGCCUUACCUUGCAAGAAGUGCUCACUGAGCAGGAGACGGUGCAUGUUCUGCACCUGGUGUGCAAUUCAAAGAAUCUGCCAAAAAAGCAAGAAGAUGAUGCAAAGGAUGCUGAAGCCGAGCGUCAGCGGGCAGCCUGCAACCCAGACCCACCAGCAGCACCUCCUUCUGGUCCUGCUUGGCAUCGGGGAGGAAUCUCCGGCCCCCAGCCACGGGCAGCCGGAAAUGCGAGUGAAAGUUCUCCACCAGCCCAGUAUCCCUUCGAAGGCUUGGACGUUGGCUAUACAUCAUAUACGAUGUACCGCAUGCUGCAGUUGUGGUUUCAUCAGAUGUACGCGAGGCAGUAUUAUAUGCAAUAUAUGGCUGCCAACGUGGCCUCUGGUGACGCCUCCUCAAGAAGACGCACGCAAGAGAUCCCAGUGGCGGCCCCCGUGGCAGCUCCUGCUCCUCUUCCUGGUCCAUUUCCUGCAGAAAACCAGCCGGCUGGGAAUCAGAAUGCUCCUCCGGGGAACCCAGGAGUCAAUCAGAAUCUACGGAUGAAUGCCCAAGGUGGGGCUUUGAUGGAGGAGGAGGAGGAAGGAGGAGGAGGAGGCCACCGCGACUGGCUGGACUGGCUCUACUCAGCAACUCUUUUCUACGUCUUCGUCAAUCUUGUCUAUUUCUACUCCAGCCUCAGCAGAUUCCUGAUGGUCAUGGUCGGCACCCUUCUGAUGUACCUGUAAGUGUGCUCAGAGCAGCCUGGUUUCUUAUGAUGUGAUAAUUUGGAGUGAG